UUGUGGCAUGUGUUGUGUGACAAAAAUGGUGCCCGUUUACCAGCUGGCAUUGAAUUUGUAAAUGUUACAAUAAAAUAACAGCUUUUUUUUGGUAUUUUAAAGUGUUAUGGCGUCUGUUCUUGAUUUAGUGAAACAUUAUCAACAUGCUAUAGAGAAGUAUCCCAACGACGAACAAAAAAUUUUAAAAUGUAUAGACAAACUGUUCAACCUGCAAGUGACAGUGCAGCACCUGCAAGAUACUGGCGUAGGGCGGACAGUCAAUGCUCUCCGGAAGGAGCCAGGAGAAGUGGGGCAAGCAGCUCGUGCCCUCGUCAACAAGUGGAAACUGAUGGUGGCUGCUGAGGAGAGCGAUCAGGAGACUGACCACAAUGAAUCUGCAAACCACAAUGGUUAUGGGAAUGGCAAAGAUUCAGAUGAUAACACAAAGUAUUCAAACCAAACUAGAGAAGAGAGAAGUAGCAACAGCUCUAGAAGAAAUGAGAAGAAUAACCGUGGGGAGAUGAAUGGCAACUACAGUGGUAGUAAAAGGAAAUAUCAAAGCAGUGAGGAAGAAGAACCUGACAUAAAAAAAUCCAAAGGUGCUGAUCGAAACUCUUAUGAUAGCUAUAAAAAAACAAAUGUCAAAGUAAAGCCAGAACCCAAGACGGAGAGUGAAAGUGAUGAGUCAGAACACUCAAACAGUGAUGAUAGCGAAUCUGAAAUGUCAGAAUCUACAGUUGAGGAAGUCAAAGUAAAACAGGAAAUGAAAUCAGAAUAUCACCAUAAAUCCUCAAAACAUUCUUCAAGUAGAAAUGAAAAUAACAAAAAAGAGUCAAGUUCAAAACAUGAAAGUAAAUCAUCAAAACAUAGUUCCACAGGAUCUAGAAAAGAAAGGCAUAGUUCUGAAAAAUCAUCUUCAAAAGAAAGCACCCAUAGUUCACAAAAGAGAGAAAAAGAAACUAGUUCUGAAAAGAAACACAAAUCUGAUCAUAAAGAAAAGGACAAACAACAAAAAGAGAAGUCUAAGUCAAGCAAACACAGCAGUUCAGACAGGCAUAAGUCCUCUUCACAGACUGAAAGCAGUUCUGAUAAACAUAAAAAUCAAAACGAGAGACACUCUGAUAAAGCAGACAAGCACAGGAGUUCCAGUUAUUCACACAAAUCUGAAAAAGACAAGCACAAAAGUUCUUCAGAAAAAGAAAUUUCAUCUGAGAAACAUAACUCAAAAGAUCACUUCAGUAGUAGUAAAGAGAAAAGUAGUUCCUCCAGCAGGGAAAAAUCAAAUAAAGAUAAGGGCAGUAGCUCUAAAGAAAAAUCAGAUAGCCAUAAGAGUGAAAAAAAACAUUCAUCAUCAUCAUCAAGUGAUAAAAAUAAAAGUAAGGAUAAAACUAAGGAUAAAGUUGAAGAUAAGAAUGAUAAUAGGUCGAAACAAAAGUCCAGUUCCUCAUCACAUAAAAGUAGUAAGCCCACCAGUAAUAAGUCAACAGAAGAUAUACCAAAGAAAAAAAAUCCAGUCAGUCACAGUGAGGACAGCGAUGAUGGCAUAGAUUGUGGAUCAGGUGCAAGCUUUGCUGAAGCCCUGGGCAUGAUAAGUCCUGCAAAACCUAAAAAGAAACCUGGGACACUCAAGGAAUCAUAUUCUCCUGGGAACACAGACUUGAGUCCAGCAGCUCUCCUGGCUCCCAGUGCUAAACUGGCCCCACUCCCCACUCUGGAAAUAUCCGCGUUACCAGAAAUAUCACCCAAUUAUAAGCCACGGCCGCCGCCAAAACUCAUGCCGAACUUCACCGAUGAAGAGGCCAUGAGCGCUGUCAUAUCAUCUAAAAACCAAAGAACUAAAGUUUAUUCGGGUAACAAAGUAAUGGGAAGAAUUCCAUCUCUAUACGAGAUGUGCGUGCACAUACUACAGGAACAUAUUGAUGCACUCGAAUACACGGGUGGCGUGCCAUACGAAAUCCUCAAGCCUGUGAUCGACAAAGCAACUCCUCAACAACUUUUCCUGUUAGAACAUUACAAUCCGUACCUAAUGGAGGACACUGAUCAUCUGUGGCAGAAAUUCUGCGAGAAACACUUUAGGAAACAACAGCGACAAGAAAUGGAGACUUGGAGAGAGAUGUAUAUGAGAUGCCAAGAAGAACAGGAGCAUAGACUGAAAUCUCUCACAGAAAACAUCAAGAUAGCACAAGAAGCAAAGAAAGCGCCCAUAAAACAGACGAAAAUGGCAUAUGUGGAUACUGUGGUCAAACCCCCUCGAAAUAUCGCACGAAAGCAGGCGCUGCACGGCACGGCGCACGCGGCGUCGGCGAGCCCGGCGGCGCGCGUGGCGGCGCUGGCGGCGGCGCCCAACAUCCUGCGCGGCGCGGCGCGGCCCACGCCCGCCGCGCCCGUCUCCGCCUCCUUCAAGCCCAAGAAGGCCCCGCUCAUGGCCAAAGCUCUCCAGUUCAUGCGCGGCCGCAAACGAUGAUCCCCCUGCCGAUAUCUUGUGUAGUUUCAGUGUUUAUAUCUCAAUAGUGGUUAAGACGAGCGAUAAUUAGUUGGUUGAGUGACUGUGGAACCCUAAACAGUGAAGCGCCAUCGUAAGGUCGGGUCUCCAGCGACAGUGUUUUGUGUUUUCUUAAGUCAAACAUUAAACCAAUGAUUAUUUUGUUACAUUAAAAAAAAACACAAAACAGUUUCGCAAAUAACCCGUCUUUAUAAUAGCAUAAAACCCUCUGCAGAUCAGUAGCUUAGACUGAGCUAUUGGGACUUAUUUUACAUCUGAAUGAGACUGUUCCUGUUUUAGUCGAAAAUUUCAUUAAGCAUGUAGGUUAUUUGAGGAAACAUCAGCAAGUACUUAUUGUAUACUAUUUGAGUGUAACAGAAAUAUCUGUGUUCCACUUUUGUAUUUAAGGGAUAGACUACCACUUUCGUCUUUUGAAAUAGUGAUAUUUUCCGAGCAAGGAAAAUUGCUAGCCUUUCGUGAAGAGGACAAUCAAAAUGGUCCAUUACAAUGUAUACAAAGAAAGCUUUCUUUAUUUACAUUUGGCCAGUGUGAUAUGUUUUAUAUACUCCAACGCACCAUACAAAAAUCUAACUUCUGUGCAAGUACAUUGGUGUAACACAAAAGUUGAAAUUCUUUUAACUAUUACAAAAGCUAUAAAGGACUUGCGGGGCUAUAACUACAUAGGCAUAUAUCAUUUGUGUAUUUUCAAAGAUAGAGAAAUGCUAUGUCUAUGUUAUUGGAUAGUCCUAGUGAGUAUUGCGUGGAAAUCCAAACUGCUUACAGAAGUGUUAUUAAAAAAUAAACAGCAGUAUCAUGAACCACAAAAAAUAGUCAUCAGUCUAUUCCUUUAAACAAAAGGUACAUACUGAUGGCCUAUUUGAAUUUAUUGACAUAAUUUACGAAUAUAUUUUUAUAAAACAAAAUACGAUAAUGUAUUCAAGUUUUGAUUGUAAUAAUAUCUUUAUAGGCUGCAAUUUAAUCGUCAUAAAAUUAAAAUGGUGUAAAUAAAGUUAGUAAACAAAUUCUUUCUUACCUUAACUAUUUACAUAGGUUUAUUAUUUUAUGUUCUUUUAGAAUAAUGUUCCUGAUAGAAACCAAAAAUGAGCAGAAAAAUGAAGUAAAUAUAUAAAUAGAACAAAAUAAAUCACAUUUCAAAAUUUGUGUAGGAAUAUUUUAGAUAAAUGUAGCUAAAUGUUCUUAAUGUCCCAUAUUGCCAACCAAUUUGUAAAUAGUAAAAACUGUAGUAUGUUUCAGUUAUUCAUUCAAAAUAUUACUUGUAUUGAGUCAUUUUUUUAGAUUUAUUGGAAUGUUGAAAGAACCAAAUGUGUAGGAUGCUGUGAUAUGUUUGAAACACAACAUAAAGAAAUUGUGAUGUAGGUAUAUGUUUUAUACAGUUUACUGUAUCAAACUAUCUGAAAGGUAUAAUAUACAGUUAUGUAUGUUGGUGUGACAUAGUUUUGUUGACAUACUUUAAUUUGUAAAAAUAGGUAGUUCAUCUUAUUGUAGUUUAAAAUAUAUAGCAAUGUCUGUUUUGUAGUUGCUUAUUAAAACUACAUUCAGAGUCCAAGUUAAUUGCAAUCAUGUGGAAAAUAUUAACUACGUGACUAUAACCUUCUUGCUUUUUAGUAGAAUUACUUUAUUUACUUUCUAUGCCCACCUCUUCAGCGCAACUUAAUAUCCUCAGAGCGUAAUACGUCCUUCUAAUCCUGACACAUUUUGCAGUUAAAUUUAUUGUACUCAAUCAUUAAAAAAUAUGAGGGGAUUUUUCAAUAGAAUCAACAAUAAUUCAAGUUAUAAAACAAGUGAAGAUACCAUUUAUUUACACGCAUUUUUAUCUCUUCUUUUGAUAAAGUUAUCUAAUAAAUGGGACACAAGACACAACUUAGCAUAGAAUCUAUGAAUUUACUAUUAAAAUUAUGAGUAGUAUACACUCAUUCAACAAUGAUGUAAUUGUGAAACUUCACAAAAAUAUUACUGCUCUGAUUUACAUAUCGACUAUAAGAUAUUUUUCACUUCAAGAAUACUUAAAACUUGAUAAAGCUUUGCGGAUUCUUUUCAAUGAGAUACUUGAAUAGCUGCAUUGUUUUCUGUUAAUUUUUUUAUGAAUUGCCAUUAUUUAUACAGUGAAUAAAUGGAUUAAGUGGAAUUUAAA
Amyelois transitella is the source of this 4613-nucleotide messenger RNA. Its product is annotated as transcription elongation factor B polypeptide 3. NCBI's taxonomy places the organism in Eukaryota, Metazoa, Arthropoda, Insecta, Lepidoptera, Pyralidae. The transcript is spliced from 10 exons. Bases 107 to 2443 code for a protein of 778 amino acids. The record is from RefSeq and is a predicted model, not a curated record. Gene Ontology annotation, biological process: transcription elongation by RNA polymerase II. Gene Ontology annotation, cellular component: elongin complex; nucleus.